Molecule: messenger RNA, 1225 nt
Organism: Leptinotarsa decemlineata (Colorado potato beetle)
Lineage: Eukaryota; Metazoa; Arthropoda; Insecta; Coleoptera; Chrysomelidae
Product: prostaglandin reductase 1
Biological process (GO): prostaglandin metabolic process
Cellular component (GO): cytoplasm
Molecular function (GO): 15-oxoprostaglandin 13-reductase [NAD(P)+] activity; 2-alkenal reductase [NAD(P)H] activity
Source: RefSeq, a predicted model, not a curated record
UUAUCCUACUUAGCAAGAAGGGGCAUCGAGUUCAUACCAUUAUUUGCUUAUCCUCACAAUUCUCGAAAAGAUAAAAAAUUAUUUCAACUUCAUUCACGUACUACGUCCCAACAAUAUUACAGUGAGUAAGAUGAACAAAUCUCGUAUAAUUAUUUCAAAAUUGCAGUUGACUAAAAUAAAUAAAAGAACCCUCACUGCAAAAGCCUUCAUUUUCCAAAAACAAUUCGAUGGAUUUCCGAAAGAAAGCGAUUUAAAUUUGAUUGAAGAAACGCUACCAGGUCUCAAAGAUGGACAAUUCUUGGCUGAAGCACAGUUCUUGAGUGUCGAUCCAUAUAUGCGAGCCUAUGCCCCUAGAGUAAAGACUGGGAAAACUUUUAUGGGAUCGCAAGUUGCUAAGAUCAUAGACAGCAAGAACCCAAAUUUCCCGGAAGGUAAAUAUGUUGUCGGCGAAUUCGGCUGGAGAACACAUACAGUAUCGUCCGGAAAAAUAUUGCCCAACGGAUUUCCCGGUGCAUGGUUGAUUCCAGAUAAUUUGGGAAAUUUGCCAAAGUCUUUGGCUUUAGGAAUCUUAGGAAUGCCGGGAAAUACCGCAAAUUUUGGACUACUCAAUGUGUGUCAACCAAAGCCGGGUGAAACAGUUAUCGUUACCGGAGCAGCAGGCGCAGUAGGUAGCUUGGUAGGUCAGAUAGCGAAAAUCAAGGGGUGUAGAGCGAUCGGCGUGGCAGGUUCGGACGAAAAAGGAGAAUGGCUCGUGAACGAUCUAGGUUUCGAUCAUUUCAUCAACUACAAAACUGAUGACGUCAGGAAGAAAAUUAAAGAAUACGCCCCCAAUGGGAUAGAUUGUUAUUUUGACAACGUUGGUGGUGAGAUAAGCACAACUAUAAUGUUAUACAUGAACACAUUUGGACGAGUGGCAGUAUGUGGCGCCAUCUCUGGAUACAAUGAAAGUAAAAUCCCAAAGGCAAGUUUGGUUCAAUAUCCACUGACAUUCAAUCAAUUGAAGAUGGAAGGAUUCAUCGUUCACAGAUGGUUGGAUCAAUGGUUCGAAGGAAUCGAACAAAACAGAAAAUGGAUCGAGGAAGGAAAAUUGAAAUACCGUGAAACGGUCACGGAAGGCUUUGAAAACAUGUUUCAUGCGUUUGCGGAUAUGUUACGAGGCGGUAAUGUAGGGAAAGCUAUCGUAAAAGUAUGAAGAGCUUGUAUUAAAUUUAUAUCACGAAAUGAA